UGAAAGAUAACCUUUGGAGGUAAGUGCUUGUACUAUUGUGAUCAAAGUCAAGCUGUAAAUGAAGCCUAUUGAGAAUCUAUCCACCAAAGGUAGUAAUAUAGAACUUCUAACUAUAACCUCGCGAUAAUACUUCAAUACUUCACACAAUGGCACCUCGCACGAACUUCUCACCUAUAAGAGCCUGUUUAUUCGACAUGGAUGGUCUACUGCUCGAUACCGAGGACAUAUAUACACUCUGCAUUAACCUCAUCCUUGAGAAGUACGGCAAAACCUCGCUUCCCUGGUCCAUUAAAGCGAAAUUGCAGGGGCGGCCUGGUCCUGAAGCCAACGCACUCUUCCAUGACUGGGCCAAGUUACCCGUCACAGAUUCGGAUUACCUUUCCCAGUUGACCUCUCUACAACAGCAACAUUUCCCCGCCGCUAAGCCGUUGCCGGGCGUCGAGAAAUUGCUCGGUGACUUGGGGAGGACGAGAUGGUGGGAUGUCAAGGACCAGAACGGCGUGAGGAACGGAGAGGAGGGCACUGGCGAUGGGCACAAGGCGCAAAGAGUUCACAUUGCGCUAGCAACAAGUAGCACAUCGGCCAAUUUCGCCGUCAAAACUUCUAAGUGGACCGAGCUGUUCUCUGUGUUUGAGUCGCAUAGGAGAGUCCUAGGCGACGACAAACGCAUCCAGCCUGGCCGUGGCAAACCGCUCCCAGAUAUCUACUUGUUGGCGCUAAAGACGAUCAACGACAGCCUAGAGCGAGGUGAAAAGCCAAUUACUCCCGAGGAAUGCUUGGUUUUUGAAGAUAGCGUUCCGGGGGUCGAGGCUGGUCGACGUGCAGGUAUGAGAGUUGUCUGGUGCCCUCAUCCGAUGCUGAAGAAAGAAUACGAAGGUCGAGAACCGGAGAUUUUAGCAGGACGUAUGGGCGAAGCAGGCCACGUCGAUGUACACCAGUUAGGACAGAUCGACGAUGGGUGGGCCGAUUACUUCCUCGAUCUGACCAACUUCCCAUAUGGUAAAUAUGGAAUAGUAAUCCCGCCUGCUGAGGUCGAGUUGGAUGCAUCCAUGAAGGAAGACACUGCUAGUGGGGUUGUCACCCAGGCCGUCUAGAGAAUAGCGGCAUAGUCAUCGGACUACGGGCGAAUGAAGUUGAGAGUACAUGAGCAUUGCUUUCCAUAGAGCCCUAGAUUUAUAUCCGAGAUAGAAAAGCCUAUGUAGGUAAUCAUACGUGUAGUCGUGGAAA
Annulohypoxylon maeteangense is the source of this 1227-nucleotide messenger RNA. Its product is annotated as HAD-like protein. Lineage: Eukaryota; Fungi; Ascomycota; Sordariomycetes; Xylariales; Hypoxylaceae. The transcript is spliced from 2 exons. The record is from RefSeq and is a predicted model, not a curated record. Gene Ontology annotation, molecular function: phosphatase activity. The coding region runs from base 147 to 1094 and encodes 315 amino acids.